This is a messenger RNA of Ruditapes philippinarum (Manila clam), 1790 nucleotides long. Its product is annotated as galanin receptor 2b-like. Lineage: Eukaryota; Metazoa; Mollusca; Bivalvia; Venerida; Veneridae. Bases 121 to 1149 code for a protein of 342 amino acids. Gene Ontology annotation, molecular function: G protein-coupled receptor activity. The transcript has 3 exons. Gene Ontology annotation, cellular component: plasma membrane. Gene Ontology annotation, biological process: G protein-coupled receptor signaling pathway. The record is from RefSeq and is a predicted model, not a curated record.
CGUUUUAAUCUAAACAAAGCGUUAUUGUACGUCAAAAAGCGGUUUCAUCCAUACAAAAACACAUACCUACUAUAUCAAAAUCAUCGUCAAAUUAAGUUAUUGAAUGAUACAAGUUUCGAUAUGAUAGAAAUUCAACCGUUUUCUGGAAAUAUCUCUGAUAUUGAACAUUAUGGAAGUUCGAGAGAGAAAGGGCUGUGGCAGACUCUGAUAGUUGCUAUUUUCCUGUCACCGAUCAUUGUGCUCGGUGUGCUUGGCAAUAUUUUCUCUUUACUGGUAUGGGUCAAAGGUCGUCGUCGGAAAACCUCUACAGCACGUUACCUUUCAACACUGGCCAUUGCCGACAUAAUAGUUCUUCUGACUACCGCCCUCGAAUUCUGGAUCACCUAUGUCUUUCACAUUGACGUCAAAGCAGAAGGGACUUUCUUGUGCAAGUUUUUCUACUUUAUGGCGUUUUUCACGCCCUCGCUCUCAGCGUGGAUCCUUGUGGCGGUUACCAUUGAGAGAGCCCUCAGCGUGUGGAUUCCUCAUAAGAUAAAUGUAGCUUGUCGACCGAUCACUGCCCUUGUUGUGUCAGGCGUGGUAUGUUUUAUUCUAUGUUUACUGUACCUCCCUGUGCUGAUGGGAGUGGAUGUUGUCAGUAUUUUUACAUCAACCAAGGCGUGGAAUGAAUGCCGGCCAUUAACUGAUACUAUAUACCGGAAGAACCUUUAUGAAUGGUUCUACAUCGAUUUGUGUUUAUUUUUCAUUGUGCCUUUUCUGUUGAUGCUGGUGUGUAAUAUUUUUAUCUUAGCCAAAGUUGUAUGUCUUGCUCAGAAGCGUAGCUCUUCUCUACACGCCCAGAGGCAGAACAAGCCUUCCGGAAAAAGUAAGAAAAUGCUGAAAACUGUUACCAGAAGAAUUGUUAUACUUACAGUGACAUUCAUAGUGUGCAAUGCACCGCUUUCUAUCCUUAACGUUAUCGUGUCAUCACCGGACGCAGACGACAUAAUUGACGCAGAGCACGUGCAGUAUUACCGGAUACCAUUUCACGUGAUGAUGUACGCGAACAAUGGUGUAAAUUUCCUACUUUACUGUCUGAUUGGGUCAGGAUUUAGAAAGGAUUUCAUGGGCAUCAUACGACCUAGUAGCAGAACAUCAACAACAAGAUAAAUCAAGCUUUGCACGAGGACAAAGAACGCGCAUGCUCGUCAUGUACUUCCAGUAGGGUAUACAUGAAUACGAAUAGUGAAUAUAUUUCAUGUCACUAUGGCACUAUAUAUCUAGUUAAUUAAAAUAAGUGUACAGUGUAUUUAUUAGCUGGUAAAAGGGAACAUGUGAAAAUGUGAUAUUACUAAUGAUGAAAUUGAUGAUUUGUAUUAAGGUGAACAUGUACGUAAUAGAAGGUCUGUAAUACCAUGAAUAAUUUUGUUGUCGCAAGAAAUUUGAAUAUAAAUAUAUGAAUGUUGUUGGUAAAUGUGAGAUAUCUGAUCCGAUAUUUUAUAUCUGUAUAUAGAGGAUUAUAAACUGUUCUAUAACUAAGUAUUAUUUUUAUCGUGUAAAUCUCUGUUAACUUUUUUUUCAAGGAAUAUUUUAUAAAAAAAUAAAGUGGUUGAGUUCCUGUAAACGACUUUUAAGUUUCUUUAGGGACAUCUAAAUGAUAAGAAUCACCUAAAUAUUUUAUCUAUUUUGUUGUAUCAAGCAUUUAAGUAUAGGUGUUUGAAUUUAGAUGAAAUUUUGAUUUCAAAUUAUUACAAACAAACAUGUUUAAAAUUAUGAUGAAGACAAAACGAAAAUAAAACUGCAAGCGGUCA